AUGGCCGAAGACUCUGUUCUCGCCCCCAAGUUCGCGCCGUUCAUCGGAAUGGCCGGCAUUGCGGCUGCCAUGAUCUUCGGAUGCAUCGGCGCCGCAUACGGUACCGCCAAGUCAGGAAUCGGUAUCGCUGGUGUCGGAACUUUCAGACCCGACCUCAUUAUGAAGGCAUGCCACUCGAAUAUUGAACACCGGUCGACAAGCGCUUGCUAA
Molecule: messenger RNA, 210 nt
Organism: Colletotrichum fioriniae
Lineage: Eukaryota; Fungi; Ascomycota; Sordariomycetes; Glomerellales; Glomerellaceae
Source: RefSeq, a predicted model, not a curated record